Molecule: messenger RNA, 1038 nt
Organism: Syngnathus acus (greater pipefish)
Lineage: Eukaryota; Metazoa; Chordata; Actinopteri; Syngnathiformes; Syngnathidae
Product: protein ripply2-like
Exons: 2
Coding region: 495-947 (150 amino acids)
Biological process (GO): negative regulation of transcription by RNA polymerase II; embryonic pattern specification
Cellular component (GO): nucleus
Source: RefSeq, a predicted model, not a curated record
UCUUUGCACUUUUCAACCCAAAUGCUUUUACGCGUAAUAUGGUGAGCUUUUUAAUGCGUCGAAACGCGUUCAAAAUAAUAAUAAUUUCUAAACACGUCCUGGGAAGUGUCAGAUUUGGAUUGCGACUUUGAGAUUUUAUCGCUGCUUUAGUUCUUCUUUUGACGCACGUAGUUUGUGACACUCUCAGUCUUGAGAGCGUGGACGAUUUGUUUGAUACGACGUAAAAUGGAAUCGCAAACAAUUUAAAAUGUCCCAAAGUAAAGCAAGUUUGGCCCAUAUGUUCGGAGUUUGCUCAUGUGUGAUUUCACACCUCCGCACCGUGGCGCAUGGAGACACUUGGCGACGCGUCAAAAGUCCAAUUUGGCGCUCGGCUCGAGCAGCCUGUUAAAUAGCUGCAUCCGCUUCAUGACGCACCCACUUUGCAACAUCGCGACUUCUCGACGGGACGAACUCGGCUCGGACCGCCAGCGGCAUCUUCGCUCUUCUUUGCAAACAUGAACGCUCGCGGUGGAUUUAAUCUUUUGGUGCCUCACGACAACGACGCGAACCAAGCGUCCAACAUGUGGAGACCUUGGAUUAGAACCGAGACGACAACUUCCAUACUUAUGGUAAAUUUGACUUCAUUGCACAUUCGUGAAUAUAUUUUGCACGGAUGGAAAAGUCUAAUGAAGACCUUCAACUUUCAGGCUCCUUUCAAUCCUGCUGAAGCGCAACCCAAACCAGCCCUUUUCGUUCAUCCAGUCAAGUUGUACUGGCCCAAAACCAAAUGCUUUGAUUAUCUGUACCGGGAAGCCGAGAUACUCCUUCGGAACUACCCGGUCCAAGCCACCAUCUGCCCCUGUGAAGACUCUUCCUCCAGUGAAGAAGAUACAGAGGAAAACGAGGAUGAUGAAGAUGAGGAAGAGGAGGAAGAAGUGCUGAUAGAGAUGCCAAAGGAGCUCAACUAACAUUUCCAAUGAUGCGCAUAGUGUGUUAAUAUAUUUCCUAUUCCUAUUUAUUGCUGUAAAUAAUUGUAUAUAGCCCAUUACUCAUUUUUUA